GUCGACAAUCGGCAACUAUAAAAAUGAAUAAUCGUAUCUCCUCUUCCCAAAUGGUCCAUUUUUUUUUAUACAAUCCGAGCGCUCGAAAUUAAUCUCCCGCUGAACUUUCCGAUUAAUAAAUAUAAUUAAAUAAAAAGAAAUAAAAAUAUUUUCCUAAAUACGACCAUUCAGACAUUUUAACACGUACACACAGUUUCGAAUGGAUACGAAGCAGUGAUUUUCUGAAAUUUUGCUCAUCGACGGCCGCACUGUGCUUUCUUCCCCCAAAAGGCUUGCAAGCAAUUUCAAUCGCAUUUUCGCAAUUUCGUUGUUCCUCUCUUCGUCUUAACCUUUCGUCCGCUACCGUAAAAACGGAACAAAUUAUUGCCAUAACGCUAUCUAGAGAAGCUCCUUUCGAAAAAGCAGUCUGCAUUUUUUUACGGUUCUUGCUGCGCAGCUUGUAAUGAUGUAAGACGGAUCGCGUACGUGAGCGACCUGGCCAGAAACGUCGUACCGAUCAGACGGAGAAAACGAGACGCGCAUGAUUACGUUGCUCGCGAAAUAAGUAUGAAUUAUUAGGUCCGUUAAUGUCGACUCACCGCGGCGUGUGCUUCCGUGGUGAAUACUUCCAGGCUGUGCACGUCCGGCUCCGGCCUCCAGUAUUGCUGGCAUUCCUGCGGCCGGUUCUUUCUGAUGCUCUUAUGACAGCAAUAGCACAUCAAUGCGACGACUAUAAUCACGGCGCUUAGCAUCGCUCUGAAAAACACGGCGCGCCACGCGAUCCGGAGCAUAGACACGAGAAGAAGCUACGGCCUUUUACUUUCGACUAGACUGUACGAAAUCGCUGGCACGAGAUGCUGCACAGGAACCAGAGAACCUGCUCACGGAUCGUCGGUUUGCCCAGAUUCGCCAGAAUGUUGGGUAGCGUGCCCAGCGGAUGGAUGAGGAAGAUUCUCCUCUUUCUGGUCCUGAUGACUGGGGUGCUGCUCAUAGCCAUGUACGCACACGCGCCACCCCUCGUCUCUCUGCAGCCGUUCUCGUCCCGCCGACUGAAGGAGUUACAACGAGGCUUGGUUACAUUCCUGGUCGGUAAUGAAAGCACCAAGAGACCCGAGGAACGGCUCUACGAAUAUCUGGAAGAGCCUAGGACAUUCCAGAGCCCGUGGUCUUGGGCCUGUGUGGCUGGCCGAUGCGAGAGGAGAGCGGUCAGAUCGUCGCGUACGUCUCUGGCGAGUUGCAUCGCGCUCUGCGGUGGCAACACUCGGCUGCUCUGGCCCAGGCCGACCGGGAACAUCCUCUUGGGCGAGGACAGCGUGGUCAUACACUAUCAGCAAAUUGAGUUCGUCACCGUGAACACCAGCGACCAGGAGACGAAGAGCCUGCUGGAGCACGCUAAGGAUGUUUUCAUCGGGAACGUGAGGAGCUUGAUGAAGGUGGCGAACGCGAAGAGCCGCUCCGGCGUGGAUACGUUCGUGAUUUAUCUGAGCGCUGGCAACGGCCGUGCAAUCGGGCCGGGUUUGGACACCGACGAGUCCUAUACCCUGGAGAUAGUGCACAAGGGAAAAGUCCUGGAGGCGCGGAUCACCGGGAACAGUUACUUCGGGGUCAGACACGGCCUGGAGACGCUUGGACAGAUGAUCUGGUGGGACGAGCUCGUCGGAAGGGAGGGCGCGCUGCGGGUGUUGUCCCGCGCUUCCGUCGAGGACAAACCGGCGUUUCCUUAUCGGGGAUUGCUGGUCGAUACCGGAAGACAGUUCUUCCCUAUCCAGAGGCUGAAGAGGGUGAUCGACGGUAUGGCAGCCUCGAAGCUGAACACGUUCCACUGGCACCUGACCGACUCGCAGAGCUUCCCCUUCGACUCGGCCCAGUUCCCGGAGAUGGCUAGGUGGGGCGCGUACAGCGGCGAUCAGAUCUACACGCCCGACGAUGUCAAGGAUCUCGCAGAUUACGCGAGAGUCCGAGGUGUCCGGGUGCUCGUCGAGAUCGAUUCGCCCGCCCACGCCGGCGCUGGAUGGCAAUGGGGAACGGAGUACGGAUACGGCGAGCUGGCGCUGUGCGUCGACCAGCAGCCGUGGUCGUCGUACUGCGGCGAGCCGAAUUGCGGCCAGUUGAAUCCGAUCAACGAGCACUCUUACAGAAUAUUGGAGGGUCUGUACCGGGAGCUGCUCGACCUGACCGAGAUCCGUGACAUCGUUCAUUUGGGCGGCGACGAGGUGAACCUCGACUGCUGGGCGCAGUACGGCAACAUCACGGCGGCGAUGCAGGCGCAGAACAUGACCGAUCACCACGCGAUGUGGGCCGAGUUCGAGACGAAGAUGCUGCAGAGGCUAGUCAAGGCGAACCGGGACGAGACACCGAAAGCGGUUAUAUUGUGGAGCUCGCCGCUCACCAAAAGGCCUUACAUCACCAUGUACUUCGACCCGAAGAUCCACGUGAUCCAGUCGUGGGGUGGCAGUAACUGGCCGGAGACACCGGAUCUGCUCGAGGACGGGUUCCGCGUGAUUGUCUCGCAUGUCGACGCCUGGUAUCUGGACUGCGGAUUUGGCAGAUGGAGGGAGACCGGCGAGGCCGCGUGCGGAGAGUAUCGGACCUGGCAGACGGUUUACAAUCAUCGUCCGUGGAGGGACUAUCCUCAGCAGCAUUUGAAUUUAGUUAUCGGCGGCGAGGCGGCGAUCUGGAGCGAGCAGACCGGCGACGCUUCCUUAGGACCUCGACUAUGGCCUAGGGCUUCGGCUCUCGCUGAACGGUUAUGGAGCGACCUGCCGACCAACGGUUACUCGACGGACGAAAGCGUGUACACGAGAUUAGCGAGCCACGUGGAGCUUCUCGCUAGCCGUGGACUGAAGACGGAGGCGAUGUGGCCGCAAUGGUGCUCCCAGAACCCGGGGAAAUGUCUUUGACCGUUCGUCAGUCCGAAUCUGAUCACCGAGUUCAGUUGGUAUCGUACGCGUGGCUGCUAUGAGGCCCAAUGAGGCGGCUUUUAUUGGCGAGUUUACCUGGGCUACGUUAGUUCAGGCAGUGAACAGUACGCGUGACACCCUGUUGUUAAGAGGCGUGUUACGCCGUGUCGAGGCGGUCGAGCCCAUGGCACGCAGCACUGUAGAUAAUGUCCUCACAUGCUGGACCGUGUCGUCGUAUUCGUCACAGAUUGCAUCGAUCCUGGAGUGCCGCCUGGCCGCCGUUGGGACAGUGACGUCGAGGAAUAACCAAUGCGACGGAUGACAGAGAAGCGGUGCAGCAUUAUCUGAAAAAAGGCUUUCCCCCUUCAGGCUCAUCCCUUGCUACUAGGACAAAGUAUCACCGAUCGAUGAUAAUUAUCUCCCCAGAGUUUUGUAGUCGACGAGAUGCUGGAAAUUCGGCUAAUUCGCGGCGCGCGAACAGUCGCGCUUAGUCGUUGCAGUAUCCGCGAAGAUUGUCCCAUUUGCCAGACCACGAUCGUCACGGCUCCGCUUGCAAGAUAUCGGCGCGGCUUCGCUUCGCUACGACCCCCACCACCUAGACGUCGACAUCAUUUUACCGAGCUGGAAGAUCGUCCGUCAAGCGCGAGAGCGUCGACGGUUUCGCCCUAGGGUGCGAGAAACGUCGUUUCGUAAUUCAAGGUAGCUAGUUUCCGUCGCGUUGUAACCCACUGGAGAGGAUGAAUGCUCGUCAGGAUCCUGGUAUCGCGCCGAUUCUCCGAAGCUAAUGGACCCUUCAUCGUCGCAGAGUGCCACUCGUACACCGAACUCACGCCGAUUCAACGUUGUCCUUCGAUCCCUUGUUAAUAAGAUCGACGAGAUAAACGAGAUUCUUGGCCGACACCAUCUUCCACUUCGAUGUCGACGCCGUCGCUUUCUGCAGCUCCCACGCUUCGGUCCGCCGGCGACAUCUCGUCUCUCACCUGCCACCGCAUCCGCCGCUUCAAGAAACGAUUCUUCUAACGCGGAUCGGAGUUCGAUAGAUUUAGCUGCCGGGUUUAAGAAACGCGGCUCGGAUAGUUUACGACUGUCUUUUCUAACUCGGCUAAGACGUAGUCGUCCGUACAAUUAGCAGAGUCGUCAAGCGGAACAAUCGUGGGACGAGCCGGGGAUAGAAGAUAACAAAGAGAAAAAGAUAAUACUCAGCAAGAACGUGUCCAGGUGGUCACGAGUAGGCACCGACUACCAGGCAGACCGGUCUCCUUGGUAGCUAAAGGUUGGAACACGCGACGUCUAGAUCAUUAGCGAUUUACUUAAAACAACGUCGGCGGGAAGGAAUUUAUCGAGUAUCAUCUCUGUUCUGCCAAGAGACGAAGGCACAAUUCGUACCACUGUUCUUUUCUUCUCGUCUUUUUUGUUUUCUCUCUCUCCUGUCCAAAGAACAAACGAACAAGGAGGUUUCGACACCUCGAGGGACACUGCGAUACGAAUUAAUGUCAAUUCGAGGAUACGCGAGCCCCGCGGAACGCCUUGCCGUCGUAGUAGCUCGAUGCCAUACUUUUCGUUUCAAGUGCCUUUCCAAUUGUAAUCUUACACGUGGUGAGCGCGCGCCGGAGCUUCGUUGUCGCGCGAGCCGAACGAAACACCACCGUUCCUACAGUCUCAGGAAUGGCCACACCGAGACCGCGUUGUCGUCCCUUGUAUUUAGAACAGGAACCGGAUGCGGUCCGGCAUCCCCGCGGGGAUCGUCUUAGCUAAACUCUGCCCUGAAUCUCUUUCUGUCCGGAAGGAAAGCAAGCGGCAGACUCGGAAAGAUAAAAUGGCACCCCCGACCAGGGGCGGCGAAUUAAGUUUCAGAUAUUUUAUUCUAUGUACACGACAUAUGCGGACGACGAUUUAUCGAGAAUUUUAAAGAUUUUGGAAGAACCUAUUUAUUGGAGAAAAAGAAAAGAUAUUCGAAGUUUGGUUCUAGAGACUGAUCGAUCGAUGGAAAUUUUCCGCUGAAGAAUCGUCGGCGGCCGUCCUCGAAAUUUAUUCGCACCACGGACGGCUCGCGACCGUUGAAGUUAUAAUUAUUGAAUCGACAGUUGGAAUAUAGUUGGGCAAUUAUUUGCGAAAUGGUGUCACUGUUCGAUCGAAUUGUUUAAUGUACCGCGUAUUGUCGAGGUCGUCGCUUCGAUGAUGAAUUGUAUUGCGAAGGGUUUUACUUAGCGGUCGUUGUUUAUUAAAUAUUUAAUUAGAUGAGAUGUGGCGAUCA
Molecule: messenger RNA, 5133 nt
Organism: Megalopta genalis
Lineage: Eukaryota; Metazoa; Arthropoda; Insecta; Hymenoptera; Halictidae
Source: RefSeq, a predicted model, not a curated record